AUGGCAGUUCUGUCGCCCGCUACUUUUGGGAGCCGAUACACUUCUUGGGCAAAGACUAGCUUGGACGCGGUUUCACGCUCUGUGAAGAGCGGUAUCAUUUCUCCUGCAGUGGACCCCUACACUUACAGAAGCAACACACUUUAUACUAUUGGCAGUCCAGAGGGAAAAGCAUGGGCAUUGAUGUUACAUGCAACUCACUGA
Molecule: messenger RNA, 201 nt
Organism: Botrytis byssoidea
Lineage: Eukaryota; Fungi; Ascomycota; Leotiomycetes; Helotiales; Sclerotiniaceae
Exons: 1
Coding region: 1-201 (66 amino acids)
Source: RefSeq, a predicted model, not a curated record